GGCAGCACCGGCUAUGUACUCCACCAACCGAGGCACGGUGGGCGGGUUUUUCCUGGCUGGACGGAGCAUGGUUUGGUGGCCGAUUGGUGCUUCUCUGUUUGCCAGCAACAUUGGCAGUGGGCACUUUGUGGGAAUAGCAGGAACAGCAGCAGCUGGAGGAAUUGCCAUCGGAGGAUAUGAGUGGAAUGCUCUGAUAUUUGUGGUGGUUCUAGGAUGGAUCUUUGUACCCAUCUACAUCAAAGCUGGGGUGGUGACAAUGCCAGAAUACCUGAGGAAGCGUUUUGGUGGGAAACGGAUCCAGGUCUACCUGUCAGUCCUUUCCCUGAUCAUAUAUGUUUUCACAAAGAUCUCAGCUGACAUCUUCUCUGGAGCUGUAUUUAUCCAGCUGGCCAUAGGGCUGAAUCUUUAUUUGGCCAUAAUUAUCCUGCUUUCUAUUACUGCUCUUUACACCAUCACAGGUGGCCUUGCAGCUGUGAUUUACACAGAUACCUUACAAACAUUCAUCAUGGUAUUGGGAUCCUUUAUUCUCAUGGGAUUUGCAUUUGCUGAAGUAGGAGGGUAUGAGGCUUUCAUGCAGAAGUACAUGGCAGCCAUUCCAUCCAACGUCUCCUACGGGGGCACGGCGGUGGAUCCCGCGUGCUACACGCCCCGCAGGGACGCCUUCCACAUCUUCCGAGACGCCAGCAGCGGGGACCUGCCCUGGCCAGGCCUCGUCUUCGGCCUCAGCAUCCUUGCCAUGUGGUACUGGUGCACAGAUCAGGUUAUUGUGCAAAGAUGUCUCUCUGGCAAGAACAUGUCCCAUGUGAAGGCUGGCUGUAUCAUGUGUGGGUACCUCAAACUCUUGCCCAUGUUUAUCAUAGUGAUGCCUGGAAUGAUCAGCCGGAUUUUGUACACAGAUGUGGUGGCUUGUGUUGUGCCUGAAGUCUGUCAGCACUACUGUGGCACUGCAGUGGGCUGUACAAACAUUGCUUAUCCAAAAAUGGUAGUGGAGCUUAUGCCAAAUGGUCUGCGGGGUCUGAUGCUGUCCGUCAUGCUGGCCUCCCUUAUGAGCUCCCUGACAUCCAUUUUUAACAGUGCCAGUACUUUGUUCACGAUGGACAUUUACACCAAAAUUCGGACGCGGCCAUCUGAGAAGGAGCUGAUGCUGGCUGGCAGGGCAUUUAUGUUACUCUUAAUUGGCAUCAGCAUUGCUUGGGUUCCCGUGGUGCAGUCAGCUCAGAGUGGGCAGCUCUUUGAUUAUAUUCAGUCUGUUACCAGCUACCUGGGACCUCCCAUUGCUGCUGUUUUCCUGCUUGGUAUCUUCUGCAAGCGUGUCAAUGAGCAGGGUGCCUUCUGGGGCCUGAUCAUUGGGCUGCUGGCUGGACUCGGCAGGAUGAUUGCAGAGUUUGCCUAUGGAACUGGCAGCUGUGUGGCCCCUUCCAACUGCCCCUUCAUCAUCUGUGGCAUUCACUACCUUUACUUUGCACUGAUCCUCUUUGGGGUUUCUGCCAUCGUCAUCCUGGCAGUCUCCUUCAUGACCAAGCCCAUUCCUGAUGUACAUCUUUACCGCUUGUGCUGGUCCUUGCGGCACAGCAAAGAAGAACGGAUUGAUCUUGAUGCAGAUGAGGAGCAGGACAGAGCUGAUGAAAAAGAUAAUGAAUCAGUUAAUGAAGAAAACCAGGAGGAGCCAGGAUGCUGUAGGAAAGCUUACAACUGGUUCUGUGGCUUGGACCAACAGAAGGGCCCCAAACUGAGCAAGGAGGAAGAAGAAGCACUGAAGAAGAAACUAACAGACACCAGUGAAGUGCCACUGUGGAGAAACGUUGUGAAUAUCAAUGGCAUCAUCCUCUUGACUGUGGCUGUGUUCUGCCAUGCCUACUUUGCAUAACCCCCUGAUCACAGUCCUGGAAUUGUACUGCAUUGUUCAAGCACAAAUGAUGGUUUGUACAUUUACACAAUUAGAUACACAUUGUAUUUUCAUCAUCUACAUUUGUAAAACAUCAGAGUGAUUUACUCACUGAUUUUGUGAUCGUAAUUUCAACAAUUUAAAGAUGAAGGCCACUGGGAUUUCAAGAGAAUUUCUAUUUAGACAUUGAACCAAUCCGGGGCUAACUGAGGUUCAGAAUUUCCAUCCAAUAUUCUCUCUGCUCAUGAUACAUUUCAUAUUUUAGGUUCAGAACAAGUCUGCAUGAGCCAUAUUUUGUAUCAGGUUUUGUGAACUAUCUUUUAGGGUUCACGAUACUAUUGAUUUUCACCCCUUCCUCUGAUCAUUCAAUUUUCCUUUUCCUUUGGCUAUGAUAGUCUGAUUGAAAAAAACUCACAACCACUGAGGGACUGUUACAAACUCAAAUUAAAACAUUGCUAUUGUCCCUCCAAACAUGGGAUAUCUUAAGUAAAGGAUUUAUUCAUAAAUCAAUAUAUUUGAUACUACAUAUAACUUUCCAUUAUCAGUUUUCCCCCCUUUUUCUCAUUUUCCACUGGGUUGUGUUUCUCAGUUUUCAGUGGAACACUAACCUCUGAAUUGAUCACAUUUUGAAACUGAGGAACAUCCAUCCUGAUGAUCUUAAGAAGAAUUUUGCUUACAGCAGAUUAUCUGUUUAAGGUUAACUUCCAAAGGUCCUCCUCUCUUGAUAUUUUAAUAUAUCCCUUUACUUGAAUGUGAAGCUUUUUAUACAAAAUACAUGUAUUAUAUAUACACAAGCAAUACAUUAUGUAUAUGCACUAUGUAUAUUA
Molecule: messenger RNA, 2712 nt
Organism: Lonchura striata (white-rumped munia)
Lineage: Eukaryota; Metazoa; Chordata; Aves; Passeriformes; Estrildidae
Gene: SLC5A1
Product: solute carrier family 5 member 1
Biological process (GO): sodium ion transport; transmembrane transport
Cellular component (GO): plasma membrane
Molecular function (GO): D-glucose:sodium symporter activity
Source: RefSeq, a predicted model, not a curated record